This is a messenger RNA of Alligator mississippiensis (American alligator), 6113 nucleotides long. RefSeq names its product dishevelled associated activator of morphogenesis 1 (gene DAAM1). Lineage: Eukaryota; Metazoa; Chordata; Crocodylia; Alligatoridae. Gene Ontology annotation, cellular component: stress fiber. Gene Ontology annotation, molecular function: actin binding; small GTPase binding. Gene Ontology annotation, biological process: actin cytoskeleton organization. The record is from RefSeq and is a predicted model, not a curated record. Bases 140 to 3382 code for a protein of 1080 amino acids. The transcript is spliced from 26 exons.
AUGUCACCUGCGGGCUGGGCAGGGGCGCGCGGAGCCGGCUCCCAUUGUGGGCAGGGCGCCGCGGCGGGCGGGCGGCUCGCGAUGUCCGCGCGCUGCAGGAUUUAGUAGCUAGAAGGAAGGGACACGGAGGAGCUUGGCGAUGGCCCCAAGGAAAAGAAGCGGGCGAGGCAUUUCCUUCAUCUUCUGCUGCUUCCGAAGUAGCGACCAUCCGGAGAUCACCUACCGGCUUCGCAAUGACAGCAACUUUGCCCUGCAGACCAUGGAGCCCGCCUUGCCAAUGCCCCCCGGGGAGGAGCUGGAUGUCAUGUUCAGCGAGCUUGUGGAUGAACUUGACCUCACAGACAAACACCGAGAAGCCAUGUUUGCACUUCCGGCAGAAAAGAAAUGGCAGAUCUACUGCAGUAAGAAAAAAGACCAGGAAGAAAACAAAGGAGCAACCAGCUGGCCUGAGUUUUACAUUGAUCAGCUAAAUUCAAUGGCUGCUAGAAAAUCGCUAAUCGCUUUGGAAAAAGAAGAUGAGGAGGAGAGAAAUAAAACCAUAGAAAGUCUGAAGACCGCACUGAGGACGAAACCAAUGAGGUUUGUAACCAGAUUCAUCGACCUGGACGGCUUGUCGUGUAUCCUAAACUUCCUAAAAAGCAUGGACUAUGAGACCGCCGAGUCUCGUAUACAUACCUCGCUCAUUGGAUGCAUAAAAGCACUAAUGAACAACUCUCUGGGGCGGGCCCACGUCCUGGCCCACUCGGAGAGUAUCAAUGUAAUCGCUCAGAGUCUGAGCACGGAGAACAUUAAGACGAAGGUGGCAGUGCUGGAAAUCAUGGGCGCUGUGUGCCUGGUUCCCGGGGGCCACAAAAAGGUACUGGAGGCCAUGCUGCACUACCAGAAAUACGCCAGCGAAAGGACCCGCUUUCAGACCCUGAUCAAUGACUUGGAUAAAAGUACGGGAAGGUAUCGGGAUGAAGUGAGCCUGAAGACAGCUAUCAUGUCCUUCAUUAAUGCCGUCCUGAGCCAAGGGGCAGGCGUGGAAAGCCUGGAUUUCAGACUCCAUCUUCGAUACGAGUUUCUAAUGCUGGGAAUUCAGCCCGUCAUCGAUAAGCUAAGGGAGCAUGAAAAUUCAACGCUAGACAGGCAUUUAGAUUUUUUUGAAAUGCUUAGAAAUGAAGAUGAACUGGAAUUUGCAAAAAGAUUUGAACUGGUUCACAUAGAUACCAAAAGUGCAACUCAGAUGUUUGAACUUACGAGAAAGAGGCUGACUCACACAGAAGCAUACCCGCACUUUAUGUCUAUCCUUCACCACUGUCUCCAAAUGCCUUAUAAAAGAAGUGGUAACACUGUCCAGUACUGGCUACUGCUUGAUAGGAUUGUACAGCAAAUUGUCAUACAGAGUGACAAAGGGCAGGACCCCGACGCCACUCCCUUGGAGAACUUUAAUAUUAAGAACGUCGUCCGAAUGCUGGUUAAUGAAAAUGAAGUUAAGCUGUGGAAAGAGCAAGCAGAAAAAAUGCGAAAAGAACACUACGAGCUUCUGCAGAAGUUGGAAAAAAAGGAACGAGAGUGCGAUGCCAAGGCGCAGGAGAAGGAGGAGAUGAUGCUGACCUUAAACAAGAUGAAAGAGAAACUUGAAAAAGAGUCGACAGAGCACAAGCAAGUCAAGCAACAGGUGGCAGACCUCACAGCACAGCUCCACGAGCUCAACCGGAGAGCCAUCUGCGCUGCCAUUCCGGGAGGGCCAUCUCUACCCCCUGGAGCUCCUGGUGGCCCCUUACCGCCUUUGGCUCCCGGGUCCAUGCUUCCCCCACCUCCCCCACCCCUUCUGCCUGGUGGUAUUCUCCCACCUCCUCCUCCACCACCUCCUCCUCCUGGGGGUCCACCCCCUCCGCCUGGUCCCCCUCCCCUCGGAGGGAUAACCCCACCUCCGGGGGCUCCGCUGGGCUUGGCCCUCAAGAAGAAAAACAUUCCUCAGCCAACAAACGCCCUGAAAUCCUUCAACUGGUCUAAGCUGCCCGAGAACAAGUUGUCGGGGACCGUGUGGGCCGACAUUGAUGAUGCAAAAGUGUUUAAAGUCCUAGAUCUGGAAGACCUGGAACGGACGUUCUCUGCUUACCAAAGACAGCAGGACUUCUUUGUGAACAGUAACUCCAAACAGAAAGAAGAUGCCAUUGAUGACACGCUGAGCUCCAGACAUAAAGUCAAGGAGCUUUCCGUCAUAGAUGGCCGGAGAGCCCAAAACUGCAAUAUCCUUCUCUCAAGGCUGAAAUUAUCCAAUGAUGAAAUCAAACGUGCAAUUUUAACAAUGGAUGAACAAGAGGACCUACCAAAGGACAUGCUGGAACAGCUCUUGAAAUUUGUUCCUGAAAAAGGUGACAUUGACCUCCUGGAAGAGCACAAGCAUGAGCUGGAUCGCAUGGCCAAAGCUGACCGGUUCCUCUUCGAAAUGAGCAGGAUAAAUCAUUAUCAGCAAAGGCUGCAGUCCCUGUAUUUUAAAAAGAAGUUUGCAGAGAGAGUUGCAGAAGUCAAGCCCAAGGUUGAUGCCAUCCGUGCUGGUUCCAAGGCAGUGCUUCAUAGCAAGAGCCUGAAGCAGUUGUUGGAGGUGGUUCUGGCCUUUGGAAACUACAUGAAUAAAGGCCAGCGAGGCAAUGCGUACGGGUUCAAAAUCGCCAGCCUAAACAAGAUUGCAGACACAAAGUCCAGCAUUGACAAGAACAUUACCCUCUUGCACUAUCUCAUAACUAUAGUUGAAAAGAAAUAUCCCAAAGUCCUCAGUCUUCAUGAAGAACUGCGAGAAAUCCCUCAAGCAGCCAAAGUAAACAUGACCGAGCUGGAGAAAGAAAUAAACACCUUGAGGAGCGGGCUGCGAGCUGUGGAGACCGAGCUGGAAUUUCAGAAAUCUCAGGUCUUGCAACCAGGAGACAAGUUUGUGUCCGUCGUCAGCCAGUUCAUCACGUUAGCCAGUUUCAGCUUCUCUGACGUGGAAGAUCUUCUGUUGGAAGCAAAGGAGUUGUUUACCAAGGCAGUGAAGUACUUUGGAGAAGAGAUGGACAAAAUGCAACCAGAUGAGUUCUUUGGGAUCUUUGACCAGUUUCUUCAAGCUGUGACGGAGGCCAAGCAAGAGAAUGAAAACAUGAGGAAAAGGAAGGAGGAAGAGGAGCGCCGGAUGCGCAUGGAAGCACAGCUCAAAGAGCAGCGCGAGCGGGAACGCAAGGCCAGAAAGGCUAAAGAAAACAGCGAGGAAGGCGGCGAGUUUGACGACCUCGUUUCGGCCUUGAGGUCAGGCGAAGUUUUCGACAAAGACCUUUCGAAGCUGAAACGAAACCGCAAGCGCAUCACCAACCAGCUGACGGACAGCAGCCGCGAGAGGCCCGUCACGAAACUCAACUUCUGAUUCUUCCUGGGUUGUUUUUUUUUUGUUGUUCUUGGUUUUUUUAAACAAAAACUGUUUUAGAAAACUGAUUAGCGGUCUCUUUGAAGUGGCUAGGAUUUUUCAUUAUACUGCCUUGUCCUUCAGGCCGGAGCAGUGGCGCGUCCUGUUCUCCGAGUGAAUAAGCAUCUGUAUAUAUGUACUGUACAUAUAAAAAGUCUGACCGUUCGUGUGUGCGUGUGUGUGGAGAGACAAGUGUGCGGGUGGGAGGGUGGGGGGAGCGAGUGUGCCAAGCUGCACUGUGUGUGUGUCCUGCGCACACACACAGCCGCUUGUUACAGAGCACGGAUUCCAUUUCCUUCCCAUUGACCAUGUUGUUCCCAAAGUAGUUGUUCAGGUGCACAAGCACAAUGUUGUGUUAUUGGGGAAACGGUUGGCAAAACCCAUUCCUCGCGGUAAAGAAAGGUAUUGAGAAGUGUUCUUUAGUUGAUCCCCUUUGGGAGUUCUUUAUUGUGGGGUACGUUGAUGCCGGGGAGGGGGCGCAACGCAAACGGCAUCACUGUUUGACCGGCGAUGGUGUUGGCGCAGGUCCGUGGGCCUAGCCGGGCGUGUGUGGUGUCGGUGUGGGGGCGCAGCAUGUAAAAGUCUGCUAGGGAGGCCUUGCACGCAAUCUGAACCGUGUUUUUCAAAAGUCAAGUGAAAACAAUCCAUCUCUCCUUUUUUUAUUAUUAUUGUUCUUCAGAACUUGAACAUCUGUGCGUUUGUGCUGAGUCCAGCGCGCUCGCACCGUCGGCUCUCUUGAUAAUUCCUCUCCCAUUGUUUUUGGGAAGCGCUGUAUUUCUCUUACUGCAACCCCUGAUCUCACUGAAGACCGAGUCGACCAGAAUGUGCUUAUUGCUCCAAGAAUACACAGACAUUUAUACUUUUAUAACAUUUUCUUGCCCAAGACAAAUGAGAAGUGGGAGCGGGGUGGUUUUCUGCCUGCGAUAAAAAAGCAGAAUUUUUGCGUGUGUGUGUUGUAAUUCUUUCCUUUUUCGUUCAAUGGGACAAACUGUAUCCUCUGUAUAUGUAGAUCAGAACUGAAGGUCACUUAAUUCGUGCACGAGGGCUCGAUCCAAAACCCGUUGAGGUCAAAGAAAAGACCCGCGUAAGCUGCAGUGGGUUUUGAAUCAGGCCGCCUCAUUUUUAACGGACACACAGUAGCAACGAUGCCAAGAAAUAUUUGUCGCUUGACGACGUGCUUUUUUUGAGUGGUUUGCUGUUUAUACGGUCAUUUAAAAUUUGUAAGCAAAACUACCUGUAUAACGUCAGUCCAAAAAUUCCAAAGCUCUCAGGGAGUAAUAAUUAAUACAGAAGAAAAAAAGUUAAAAAAAAAAAUUGGAAAAUAAAAAAAAAAUGCCAUUAACAUAGUAACGCUUUAUAUAAAUUAUACAGAAUAUAUAGAGGACUGUUACUUUUUUGUUUUUAUUUAUUUGUGGUGUUUUUUUUAAAGAAAAAACAAAACCUUUUGAUACCACCAGUGCUUUUGUUCUUUUUCCUGUGGAGAGAUUAGUUUGUCCCUGUUGCACUAGAUAGUAACACUAUUUGAAAUAAGUUUGUCAUAUAAUCGGUAUUCCUGGUGGGAAUGGCUUGUCAUUUUUUUCCUGUAUGUAGUGUAUAGCAAACAUGCUGUUUAAAAUAAUUUGUAUAAAAAAAAAAAAAAAAUGGUCCUUAGCAUCUGGAGCCCAGGGGUCUCCGUGCUUUGUAAAAGCUGUGAAAUAUCACUCUAAAAAUUAGAGUUGUCAAGAGCUGUGGUUUUACCAUUUUGUUUUUCCUCAUUGCAACUCUCGACGCACUGUAUUUAAAAAAAAAAAAAAAAAAAGACUUGAUGACUAGCGUAUAAAGCAGUAAUAAGGCUCGAUAAAGUCCUGCACCUAGUCUCAAAGCAUCUGCAAAACCUGUAAAUUUGAAAUAGGUAGAGUGAAGCACUUUGCUUUAAGAAGAUGGGGGUGAAAAAAAAGAAAAAGGUAACGAUGAUAAGUCUGUUCCUUAACUAAAGUGCCUCUAUUUAUAUUUUUAUUUAUGGCUGAAGAAAUUGGAGCUGAUGCGAUUUAGGGAAUGGACAUUUGGGGGCAAAAAAAAAAAAAAAAAGUUUUGCUUUUGCCAAUUUAAGGAAUGAUUGGUGUAGGUGGAACUGCUGCAUUUGGGAUUUGAAAAGACAUGGACCCCCCAAGCCCUGUAUUGGCUAAUCUUCCCGGGACCCCUGGAGCAGGCGGAGUGCCAGGAGACCCUAGUCAGGGCAGAUGCCAGUGCCAGAACGGGGUCUUGGUUGAUAACGUUCCUCUUGCCCUUCCAGGACCCUUCUUGUUUUACCUUGGUCUCAUUAUUGGGCUGUAUUUGCCAUUUUUUGUUUUAUUUUGUUUUUUGUUCCUCCCCCCCAAAAGGCUGUGUGCAGGAAACUCCAUGUGCCAUUGUCAAAAAAAAAUACUUUUAGAUUGGUGCUGGUUUAAGUAGCCACUCUUUUCUCUUAGGUGUGUAUUUUAAUUUUUUUUUUUUUUUUUUUUAAUAAUGCCAAAAAGGAGAAAAAAAAUCCGUAAGAAUUUGUAAACUGAAGUAUAUGUUAUGGACCUUAUUAGCUUAGUAGUGGAGCAAGUUAGCUGUGUAGGUGUAAGACUGUUAGUAGUUUAGCUAGCGGGACAUGCCGUGUAUGUUAUGAGACUGUACAUUUUUUUAAGAUGGCAAUAUGCAAUAAAGAGAGAGAACUCCAUGGCGUGUA